Trachymyrmex cornetzi is the source of this 432-nucleotide messenger RNA. RefSeq lists its product as uncharacterized. The transcript has a single exon. The record is from RefSeq and is a predicted model, not a curated record. Lineage: Eukaryota; Metazoa; Arthropoda; Insecta; Hymenoptera; Formicidae. Bases 1 to 432 code for a protein of 143 amino acids.
AUGCAUAACGAUGUCUUCAACGCCAUUAAACCAAUUUACGAUGAACUCAGUUCAGAUGAUCUUUUAUCUCGCUGCUUGGGAGGAUUCACUCAAAAUGCAAAUGAAUCGUUCAAUUCCGUUGUGUGGUCGAUCGCUCCAAAAUCGAUUUCAAGCGGAAAAGACAUAGUCGACAUUGCUACAAAUAUUGCGGUUGUAACAUUCAACGAUGGAUUACGCAGUAUUAUGUACAUCAUGGAUGUGCUCGGCAUCGUUGGUCAACAAUGUUACGAAUUUUGUUCACAAUCCGACUCGCACCGCAUUCAACACGCCGAGCGCUCUAUAUCCGAUGCCGCCAAAACCAGCUGUCGCGCGGCAAAAUCAGCUAAAAAAAUAGCCGAGCUCAACGAAAUCGACGUAGAAGGCCAGCUAUAUGGUGCUGGGAUAGCAGAGUAA